UGACACAAGUAUUUCGCUCGGUUUAAUCUGUUUUAGAUAAAUUAAGAAAAGAAAAGAAAAGCAAAUAAAAGAAAAAAAUAAAUAAAAUAAAUUUUGAAAAAAAAUGUCAUAUGUUGGGAACGCGUCAGAUUUGGAAUGCGAUAAAACGGAUUUUCAAAGAAACCGUCCUCCCAAUCUUGUUACAAAAAUGCAAGCACGUAAACUAUCUGCUGAACCGAAAUGGUCGACUAAAAGAGAUGAGGAUUCCGAUUCUGAAAUAUCAUCAAGUGAAAAUUUUUUAACUAAAGGUGCGUUCCUUUUAACUCCUUCGUACGAGUUAUCAAUGGAGCGCGCAGCUUUAAUAUGCGAAAAAAUGAGUUUCAAGGGCUGCUUUAGCUUAACGAAAACAGCAACUGGUAUACUUUUCAAGUUCUCACAUCCUGACGACUAUCAAGCGGUUUACAAGAAAGGUUUUCAUAAAGUCACAGGAGCAAGAUUCUAUCGUAAAAUUGCUAUUCCCUGUCGACCACGGAAGACAUUUACACUUUAUGUACUGGAUGUGCCGGAAGAUUUACCCGUUGAGGAUAUACGUCAUGCUUUGUAUAAAUUCGAAUCGGUUGUCGAAGUCGUACGAUUACAUAUAUGUCCUCAAGUAACAACUUCCCAUACAUCAGAAAAAGUGGCAGAAGGUUCGCCCACAAAAACUACUACUGAGGCUACUGAAAAAACUGAACGCAGCGAACGGCGAGAACCAUCUCCAGCAUUUAUACGCGUAACUCUAGCAUCUUUGGAUGAAUACAACAUACUUUUGCAAAAUGGUCUCAAUUUCUUUGAAGCAACUUUCUUUCCAACUGAAGCCAAUAUAUCACUAAAAGGAGCUAAAAUCGAGCACAAGCGAAGAAUGUUAGAUGGCAGUAUACCGGGGCGUGUACGUGAGCUGCUGCCUGUCUUCGAUGCGGCUGGCUUUUGUAAGCUGCCUCCACCCACAAGCAAACUAAUUAAGCCAUCUAGAAUGUGAGUUCAUUGUCGCGUAACAUUAAGUUCAAAAGCAACGGAAAUAAAUUUGUGAGACAUCAUGAAACCAAUUUGUUGACACAUACAAAAGCACACAUAAAUACAUACAUAAACAGACGCAUAUACACACACACACAAACACAAACA
This is a messenger RNA of Glossina fuscipes, 1140 nucleotides long. RefSeq lists its product as uncharacterized. The record is from RefSeq and is a predicted model, not a curated record. Bases 104 to 997 code for a protein of 297 amino acids. NCBI's taxonomy places the organism in Eukaryota, Metazoa, Arthropoda, Insecta, Diptera, Glossinidae. The transcript has 5 exons.